GUGUCUUGCACCAUCUCCUCUUGAUUUGUGAUUCCUUUCUUUCGAGUGGGAGCCUUUAUAACUCCACAUUUGCUGCUUUUCGCUCAGUUGAGCCGACAUCAUGGUGUCAGAGAAGGACGUUCUGGUGGCUGCUGCUCUCGUCUUUGCCCUCAUUUCACACAGUGAGGGAAUAAUCGGCGGCAGAGAGGCAGCGCCACACUCUCGGCCCUACAUGGCCUCCAUCCAGGUGCAAGAAGGAGAGAAUCUGAAACACGAGUGUGGAGGGUCUGUGAUUGCAGAUCAGUGGGUGAUGACUGCAACACAUUGUCUGCUAUCAGGGUCAGCAGGAAGGAAAGUAGUGCUGGGUGUCCAUUCUCUGAGUGAACCUGAAGAGACAAAGCAGACGUUUGAUAUUUUGGAAUAUUACAAUCACCCAGACUUCAAUGUGUUGAAUUAUGAUAAUGACAUAGCUUUAAUUAAGUUGGAUCGUCCAUUCAAUGCAUCUGAGGCUGUUGCAGCCGUGGAAUACCUGCGGACAGGUGGCACAAACCCCGCCCUGGGUGUAGAAGUUGAGGCAGCCGGCUGGGGAUCCCUCAAUAACUUGGGGUCCAGACCAGACAAGCUCAAAGAGGUGGUCAUAGAAGUGUUCAGCUCAAGUCGGUGCAAGCGCAGCGACUACUAUGGCAAACUGUUCACCACCAACAUGAUGUGUGCACAUAAAUUAUGCCCAGAGCCGUGCAAUCAACCGCAGAAGAAAGAAGACACGUGUGACGGUGACUCUGGAGGUCCUCUGCUCUACAACGGCACUGUAGUGGGGAUCACCUCCUACGGAGGGAAGAAGUGUGGCCAAAUUAGAAAGCCUGGAAUUUACACCAUUGUGUCCCAUUACACUGAGUGGAUUGACAACACCAUGGCCCUGCAGCAGCCCGAUGCAGCACCAGACCAGAGCAGUUAAAUCACAACCAUGUUAGUGCCAUGUUAGUCCUGCUUCUAUUCAGUCACUGCUGCUAAUGUGUUUAUAUGCUGUGUGUGUGUAAGUGUUCCUUUCUCAUUUUCAGCUAAUGCAUGGCUCUAGAGAUUGAUCUCCAGUUUAACAAAUAACCACUUGUACAAAGUCAGAUUAGCCUAGAAUCAUAUAUUUCAUAUAUAUCAUAUCACUUUAUAAAUGAAUGAAUAAAAUACGACUGAUCACACUCA
This is a messenger RNA of Larimichthys crocea (large yellow croaker), 1176 nucleotides long. RefSeq names its product complement factor D (adipsin) (gene cfd). Gene Ontology annotation, molecular function: serine-type endopeptidase activity. The transcript has 5 exons. The record is from RefSeq and is a predicted model, not a curated record. Gene Ontology annotation, biological process: proteolysis. NCBI's taxonomy places the organism in Eukaryota, Metazoa, Chordata, Actinopteri, Sciaenidae. The coding region runs from base 101 to 934 and encodes 277 amino acids.